AUGACGCGAAUCAGCUGCUCGCAAGAAUCUGUCGAUGUGCUGCUGCUCGGCUCCGGAUGGACCGGCACCUUCCUCAUCCCGCUUCUCCACCAAAAUCACCUUCGCUAUACCUACACCUCACGUUCGCCACCGGACACAAAUGAGGACAGACAUAGAAUCCAGUUUCAACUCACUGAUCCCGUCACGAGGCAGUCGCUCACUCCACUACCACGCGCAUCCACCGUCGUCAUCAUCUUUCCCAUAAAAAACCUCGAGCAAGUCGACGACCUGGUCCGCGAAUACCAAGAGUUGCACGGCCCCACUCGAUGGAUCCAGCUUGGAAGCACCGGUAUUUGGGGUCCUGGAAGGAGCUCCUCCUCCUCUCCCUUCGACACCUCCAAUCCUAGAGCAGCCGCCGAGCAACGACUCCUGGAUAUCACCUCCCUAGCCGCAUCCAGAACUCCAGGCACAGCCGCCGUUCUCAACCUCGCCGGCCUGUACGGUGCACAGCGACAACCCAAAAACUUUGCUUCACGUCUAGGCGCCUCCAAAGAGCUCCUCUCCGUCAAGGGCAGUGUUCACUUUGUCCAUGGUUCCGACGUGGCGAGAGCCAUACUGCUUCUCCAUCAAAGCAACCAUGCAGGCUGGGGCCGUCGUUGGAUCGUCUCGGAUACAAAGGUGUACGACUGGUGGCAGCUCUUUCGCUUUCUGCGACCUGUUCUGCCAGAUCAUCCUAAUGACAGCCCACAAACCGCUCAGCGUUGGGUACAUGAGCUUCUGAAGGAAAACCACAUUCAUACUUUACCUCGUCCCAUUGCCGAGUCAGCCGGUCAAAAUCUGCCGCGCUACCUCGACCGCGCUCUUGAAGGCCACGAAUUUUGGGAGCUCUUUGACACCAAGCCCAGUGUCGACUCGGUGUAUCGCAGCGCCCAACACGAUCUGCAGCCGAGUAAGAGCCAUGCCAAUGGUGUCCGGAUCGAAUCGUACAACGAGAAAUCGCCAGUGCAAGAUCAACGCAAUCACAAGCUCAUCGGCUCUAGCACACAGUCGUUUGUUGUACGCGAGUUCGACGCUACCAUUCCACAAGAUCGCAUCCAAGAGCUCAUCGCACGCAUCGAAAUUGACUCACAGCGUCCACUACCAACCAAAGCUCACUUUGAAGGCAAUCGCGAGAGUCUGGGAUUGACGCACCAACGCUUUUCUGACCUACGCGACGCGUGGAUCCCGUUUCUGCACUCGAAACCGGCGACGCCCGCAACUGAGCUCGACGAAUCCAUCUCUAUCCGUCACGCCAGCAUCCGACGCUCCGGCCCGGAUCACGACACCUGGGCAGCCGAACAAGCGCGCAUCUCGUCGUUUUCGCACUAUUCGGUGCUCAUCGAAGACGUCGAUGUGCAUUUCAUCCACGAACGCGCCAAUGCUCCUGCUGCUGGUUUCAACACCAAGGUCAUCCCCCUGCUGCUGCUGCACGGCUGGCCUGGCUCGUUCCACGAAUUCUUGCAAGUCAUCAAGCCACUCGCUCAUCCGGGCAACUUGACGCCUGUCCACUUUGACGUUGUCGUCCCCUCUCAUCCUGGCUAUAUUUUCUCGAGUGCUGCUGCCGGGCUCGCUCGCGAUUCGCGUACGGCCAAACUGGUCGGCAGCCACUCUGGCCCCGACGGCGAUCUGCUCGUCAAAGAUGUCGCACGAAUCAUGCACAAACUCAUGCUCACUCUUGGUUACCACAACUAUGCUAUUCAGGCAGGAGAUUGGGGAGCCGCGGUUUUGCGAAGCAUGGCCAAUCAGUUUCCACAAAAUGUAAGAGCGGUACAUCUUAACUUCUGCCCUUGUCAGGGACCGAACCUCAUCGUGCCGCUUCUGGGUCGAGAAUUGACGCCACGCUGGGUGUUGCGACUUCCGCAUCUGGUGUCAAAGCAGCGUUAUGCAAAACGCGCAUUGGGCUUGUUUGAAUCUUGGACGUCUGGCAAACGUGGGCGUAGUUCCUGUGUGACUGGGCGCGUUUUCGGCCACGCUGCCGAGCUGGGCGUGGAGAUGGCUUGGAAGGUCGCCUCCGUGCUCAGCAUGGGCUCGAUUCCACCACCGCUUUCACUCGACGAGCGCGAAUCACUGCUUCGUGGAAUGCAGUUCGCAUCCAACGCAAGUGCGUACGCCUCAAUGCAUGCAACUCGACCGUCAACGCUCGGGCUAGUGCUCUCGCGUUCUCCGCUCGCGACGCUCGCCUGGGUCGCCGAAAAAAUGUACGCCUGGUCAGACAGUCACCCGACGCCCAACACCAUCCUCGCCAACUUGACGCUCUACGAAUCCACAGACACGAUCGCUGGCUCCUUUUACCCAUACCGAAAUCGUGAUGCACGUGGGCCAAGCGAGAUUGCCAGCGAUCCCGACAAUUACAUUCACCAACCUACAGGCUACUCGAGCUUUCCCUUGGAAAUCAUCCAGGCUCCACAGAGCUUUGUGCAAGCAAGCGUCAACCUUUGCUGGUACAGAAAGCACGCACAAGGCGGCCACUUUGCUGCGCUAGAAGAGCCCGCCAUUCUCGUAGACGACAUCACCGAUUGCUUUGCUCAAAUCUGGCCAUUGUAG
Mycosarcoma maydis (corn smut) is the source of this 2562-nucleotide messenger RNA. RefSeq lists its product as uncharacterized. Bases 1 to 2562 code for a protein of 853 amino acids. Gene Ontology annotation, molecular function: epoxide hydrolase activity. The transcript has a single exon. The record is from RefSeq and is a predicted model, not a curated record. Lineage: Eukaryota; Fungi; Basidiomycota; Ustilaginomycetes; Ustilaginales. Gene Ontology annotation, biological process: epoxide metabolic process.